This is a messenger RNA of Pieris macdunnoughi, 1746 nucleotides long. NCBI's taxonomy places the organism in Eukaryota, Metazoa, Arthropoda, Insecta, Lepidoptera, Pieridae. The record is from the annotation of a GenBank genome assembly.
AUGUCGUCGUUGGGGGGCCAGUGGCGAGCCAUAAGACACUAUCUUUCAAUAACAAGCUUGAAUUCUGAAGUAGAAAAAUUAGUCCAAAGAAUAAAGCCUGCUACACCAGAACAAUGGGAAAAUCUUAUAAAAAAGUUUGAAAAUGCUGUCACUCAACGAUUGUCCCAAGGUGAAAGUAAAGCAAAUGAAACAAAGUUCAUAAAAGAUACUGUUAAAGCAACAACUAUAGAGGAAAGUAAAAUUGGAACUAAGGCAAAAUCAGAGAAUCUUGAAGAAAAAGACGCCCUUACAGUAGGUUCUGAAGCUAAGGAAAUAACUUUUGAAGGAAUAUGGGAAGGGAUAAAAUUAAAAAAGGAUUUGCAAUUAGGGAAAAUGUCAGACCCCAGUUGGAAAUCAAACAAACCAAUUGUAACAAAGACUUCAAUCCACUCGCGAACAUCGUACGUAAUAUCCGCCUUAGUUACAGCGGAAACUUCAGAAUGCCUUCUUAAACGGACUGAACAUUUUAUCGAGCAUUUGCAACAAUACCCUGAAGCUAGGGAUUACGCUAUAAAGGAAGGCGCAGUAAGAGCAUUAUUAAGAGUACAACACAAGCUGAAGUCUAGUGACGUGUCUUUUGGUGAUGACGUCAAAGGAAUUGUUAAUGAGGCUUUAGCUCUGAUGGGGUACACAGGCCCGACAAAGAGCCGUGGUCCCAAUGUAUUGUCAAUAGAUGGCGGUGGUAUUCGAGGAAUUAUCGCGAUUGAGAUAUUGCGGCAUCUAGAAAUAUUGACUGGGAAAAAAGUUCACGAACUAUUUGAUUAUAUUGUUGGAGUUAGCACAGGAGCUAUCAUUGCAGCAGUUAUAGCAAGUGGAGCAGGCACCUUAGAGACUGCCAAUCAAAUGUACGUCACUCUGUCUAAACAAAUGUUUGGAAACACAUCACUAAUUGGCGGUACGUCAAGAUUAGUAUGGACCCACUCGUACUACGACACAGAGGCGUGGGAGAAAAUGUUACAGGAUAAUUUAAAAGGCAUCACUCUUACUGAAUGCAACCGUUAUAAUAUGCCUAAAAUGUCAGUGGUAUCGUGCGUAGUGAACUCCGGUUCCCGUCUCGCCCCGUUCCUAUUCCGUACGUACGAGUGCGGGUUCCGCGUACGAUCCGUAUUUCCUGGAACGAGUCGGGCUCAACUCUGGCAGGCUGUGAGAGCAUCUGCCGCCGCACCCACUUAUUUCACUGAAUUCAACUUAGAUGGAUUAUUGCAUCAGGAUGGAGGGAUCAUGGUGAACAAUCCAACAGCAGUGGGCCUACAUGAAGCCAAACUAUUAUUCGGUGCAAAUGCUAUGAAAAAUGGUACAGUAAUAUCCGUGGGGACAGGCCAGGCAUUAAACAAACAUUUGGAUUAUCAACUCCUUAGUAAGGGCUUAGCAAAGGACACGUCUGGAACAAGUUGGAAGAAUAAAUUUAAUAAAAUUCUUGACUCGGCGACGGAUACUGAAGGUGUACACCUAGCCCUAAACGAUCUCCUUCCACCGGGUUCAUACUACCGUUUCAACCCACCGCUUCACGAGGAAUGCGCGAUGGACGAAAUCAACCCGGAAAAACUGAAAAACAUGAUAACAGAUACGAACGCAUACAUUCGCAGGAACCAGCACAAAUUCGAACAAGCCGCCGCCAUGUUGGUAAGAAAACGAACUGUUGCACAGAGGGUAUUCGAUUUUGUUGAGCAUAGAGCUCAGUUAAUGGGCAUCAGUCAGGCGAAUUGA